AAGCUAGGGUUCCAGGGCUUGCCAUCUUAGCGCCCAGCCGCUCAGUUUCUCAUGGCGGCAGUUGCGCAGCAAACAGACACUGCUGCGUGCGGAAGCUCCCAUCUAUCACUCGAUGAGGUGAGUGCCUGUGACAGGCAAUUGCCGGGCUGCGCUUUGUCCUCGCUGGAGAGCCUGAUUCUGGUGGCUGACCAAUUUCACAGGAGAGGCUCGAUCGAGUCGAAGGAAUGCUUGGCAGCUGCGAGAGUCGACCGGAAGCCAAGGUUGAAGACUGGCUUGAAACCAAGCCCAAAAGGGGAUGCUUCCAUUCCUUCACACAGGGCCAAGAGGAGUGAAAGGCGGCGGGACGAAUCAUUUGAGGAUGUUCCAAGAUCCGGUCUACUCAGCACAGUAGUGCCCGACACUAGCCGUGCGAGCCAGCGCAUGGCAACACCAGGUCUUUUUGAAGGAGGAGGAGCAGGCAUGCUGAUCCGGCAGUCCCUCCGGGCCAAGGGCAAUUCCAUCCUUUUGAAGUUGCCCGACCCAGAGGCUCGUGACACAAAUGGAAAUGCUGCGGAGCUUGUUCAAAACGUAGCGCCCACCCUGCUGCAGCGUCCGGCAGUCGAGGUCCAAUCGGGACCUUCGCCCGUGGCGCAGCGGGAGAGGAACGAGGAUACGUUGGAGGCUGACCUGGUUGGAGCAGACCUGGCAGCCCUACUUUGAGGCGACGAGCCGGCAAGAUGAAAGCCCUUGCUGCAGAAGUGCAAAUAUGGCUACCAGUAGAUCGAAGCCGGUUGGCGGAAGUUCGAGGUGGACAGCGCAGUCGCAAGAUGCGAUGAGAGCAGUCCCCGUUGGGUAGACGUUGGGUAAAGCUUAGCGCACCGUGCAACGUUGAAAGGCUCCAAGCUGUGAC
This is a messenger RNA of Effrenium voratum, 889 nucleotides long. The record is from the annotation of a GenBank genome assembly. NCBI's taxonomy places the organism in Eukaryota, Dinophyceae, Suessiales, Symbiodiniaceae.